AUGCAUCUACUUCUUGUUUUACUCGGUAUCUGGUGCUCACAUGCGUCCGCGCAGUACGAGACACUGACCCUCGACAUUGUCAAUUCUCAAAUCGAGUCCUACCUUCAAUUGAUACAGAAUGCUUCUUUAGACACCAGGUCAUUACCAUCAGGAUGCGCUCUAGCUUGCUCUUUCAUGAACUUUGCUCUUCCUGGGCAAGUCUCAUACGAAAACAGCACCAUCUAUCAGUACGAGGAGUCUAGAUACUGGUCAGUCCAGCAAGAAUCAGACAUUCCAACUUGUCGUUUCUCACCGGAAGACGCCCUCGGGGUUUCACUAGCCGUCUUGACUGUUCAGGUCACCCAAUGUCAAUUUGCUGUUAAGAGCGGAGGUCACGCGGCCUUCUCAGGAGCUUCCAAUAUUGAUGGAGGUUUGACUAUUGACCUGAUCAAUCUGAAUCAAAUCACAGUAUCAGAAGAUCAGACUCAGACUUCAGUAGGGCCUGGAAACAGAUGGUUUGAUGUUUAUAGUGCCUUGGAGCCAAAGGGGCUUACUGUGAUUGGGGGUAGAGUAGCGGAUAUUGGCGUGGGAGGAUUAACAUUGGGUGGAGGAAUGUCGUUCUUCUCAGCAAGAUACGGCUGGGCAUGUGACAAUGUGAAUGCAUAUGAGGUGGUCUUCGCUGAUGGUUCCAUUCGCGAGGUGACAUUUGCAACGUAUCCAGACUUGUACUUCGCUUUACGCGGAGGAGGAAACAACUUUGGAAUCGUCACAUCCUUCGACAUGGCAACUUAUCCCCAAGGCGAUCUCUGGGCAGGUUCAGAAGUAUACAUCUACAACAAUGAAACUGCAGCGUCAUUGAACAAUGCUCUUUAUUGGCUAAACAUCAAUGGCCCAACUGACGACUAUGCACAAGUCAUUCUGGCAUACGCAUAUUCUCAAGCUGAAGAUAUCUACGCUAUUGCUUCUGAUCUUCAGUACGGGAAACCAAUUGCGUACCCUCCCAUUCUGCAAAACUUCACCAACACACCAGGUGCUAUUGCGAACUCCCUUGCGGUCACGAACUUGACGGCAUUGACUGUUGUGUUCAACAACUCUAACCCCGGUGGAUUUCGGCAAACAUACUGGGCAUUGAUGACGAAGAAUAGUCCUACCCUCAUGUCAGACAUCAUCUCGAUAUUCAUGGAAGAAACAGAUACGAUUAAGACUUUGCCUGGACUUCUUCCUGCCCUGGUCUUCCAACCGAUCAAUACGGAUAUGAUCUCUCAUUUUAGUAAGAACGGUGGAAAUGCCCUUGGAAUAACUACUCUUGAUGGGCCCCUUGUUCUGAUCAAUCUCGCAUUUUCGUGGUCCUCAGCUAGCAAUGAUACAGCAGUCAUGCAAGCCGUACGUAACAUUGUCAAUCGCUCAAACGCAACCGCAUAUGAGCAAGACUUGGGACAUCCAUUUGUUUACCAAAACUAUGCUGCUCUUGAACAACCUGUUUUUGCAAGUUAUGGUCAAGAAAAUUUGGAAAAGCUACGAGCAGCGAGCAAGAAGUACGAUCCUAAUGGGGUCUGGCAGAAGUUACAGCCUGGUUACUUCAAGUUGUUUUGA
This is a messenger RNA of Mollisia scopiformis, 1572 nucleotides long. RefSeq names its product FAD binding domain-containing protein. The record is from RefSeq and is a predicted model, not a curated record. NCBI's taxonomy places the organism in Eukaryota, Fungi, Ascomycota, Leotiomycetes, Helotiales, Mollisiaceae. Bases 1 to 1572 code for a protein of 523 amino acids. Gene Ontology annotation, molecular function: FAD binding. The transcript is spliced from 5 exons.